AUGAAGCUUUAUUUGGAGAAGAAGGAAGUGGAGCUCAAUCUUAAGCCCAAGGGUGGAACUCAUGAUUUUACUCUGAAGUUUUUGGUAGAGAAGGCCACUGCCUUUGCUGAUGUUGGAAGUUGGAAUGCUUUCAACGUUGUUUUUGUUUUGCUCAUAUAUGGGAUUGUGUUAUUUCCUAGUAUGGAAGACUUUGCGGACCUUGCAUCUAUUCACAUCUUCUUGUCUAAGAAUCUGGUUCCUACGCUUCUUGCUGACAGUUAUUACUCCAUUCAUGUAAGGACUCAGAAUAAGAAGGGUACUAUUAUGUAUUGUGUUCCUUUGCUGUAUAGGUGGUUUAUUUCACACCUGCCCAACAAGGGUCCUUUCAUUGAGAACAAAGGCAAUCUCAAGUGGUCCCAGAGGAUCAUGCAUCUGACUGCCGAAGAUAUUUUGUGGUGCUCUAGAGCUUAUGAUAAUGUCAAGGUCAUCCUUGAUUGUGGAAAUUUCCCCAAUGUACCCCUCAUAGGUAUAAUGUAUGGAACUAACUACAAUCCAAGGUUGACAUUACAUCAGUUAGGUUACCCGUUGUUAUACAAGCCAGAUCUCCGGCAUGUGGAGGAGUUUGUUUUGUAUGAAGGGGUUGACAAUCUAGAGUUGCUAAAGAAGAUCGUCAGAGCUUGGAGGGAGGUUCAUAUUCAAGGAAGGGAUGAGUUAAGGAAGAAGAAUUGCAUUGCCAAGGAAGCUUAUACGCAGUGGGUCAAGGACAAGGUUGAAGAAAUUCUAAUGCCAUUUUUGUUUGAGCCAUCUAUGAACAUCCAACAACCCAUUAUUAUAAUUGUUCCUACCUCUGAGGUUGGGAAACUCAAAGAGACUAUCAAGAGCUUAGAGAAAUAUAAUGUCGAUCUUUGA
Lathyrus oleraceus (garden pea) is the source of this 888-nucleotide messenger RNA. RefSeq lists its product as uncharacterized. The transcript has a single exon. Lineage: Eukaryota; Viridiplantae; Streptophyta; Magnoliopsida; Fabales; Fabaceae. Bases 1 to 888 code for a protein of 295 amino acids. The record is from RefSeq and is a predicted model, not a curated record.